UAUUAGGGACUCACUUAAACUACUGAAAGACGCUCUUAAAACAGGAACGCUCCCGAAUACGGACCUGAAACUCGAGGAUUUAAUUGGUCCCUUUUGUCUUGUGCGCAAUAGUACGUAAAGUAUGGCCAUCUACUCUGCGCACGAACCACUGGUGAAAGUCUUUUAUAGAUUGAGGAACUUCCAGAAGCUUCAAGGCUGUCUUUGGCUUCACUCUAAGGUCACACAGAGAGAAACUCACGCUGAAUGAUUUAACGGAUGCCUUCCUACAGGCCGCUCCCCUCUACUGAAGAGGAGAGCAACCAUGAAGUGGAGAGCAACCAUGAAGUGGAGAAAGAGGUGGUAUUAUCGCCGUCUCUGCGAGGGGCGCGAUGGAGCGUUCCCUGCAAUACCAUUCCUCUUGUCGUCUCAGCGUUUAUGCUCCUUCUCUCCGUCAUCAACGUCUUCGUAGCCAAACAACACCACAGAACUGGCAAAGAAUGCGCCACAGAGACAUCCAUCUGGUGUAUGCCACUGCCUUCCCUAUACCUGAAUGCCCUGGGCGCGCUGACAGUUUCAGCCCCUGUAUUGGAAGCAGUCAAAUAUGAAGAUUUUGAUUUCCAGAAUGACUUUGGACAACUGAGCAUUUACCGCGGGCCGCCAACGAAGGAGCUAGAAGAUGAAUGGCACAACCUGACAUUCAAACACGCGGUCAAAAUCCCCGACUCAAAAGUCCACCUUACGAACCGUCAUCCAGUCCGCGACCAGCUCGUCCGCGUGAUGCCGGAUAAUGGGGGUCCCGGAGCAAAAGGAGAGCUGGGGUAUUCGGCGCUGAUUGACGUUUUCCACCAGCUGCACUGCCUCAACCGGAUCCGUCAGUACACCUGGCUGCUCACGGGCAACUACCGCAACACCUCUGAUCCACUCGACGUGGUCCCUCAUGGAAAUGUCCCCGGGUCGCCGAACUCGCCGGGAGAGGACCCUCGCCCGCCUAUUCCGAACGAUUUUAUGACCACGCCCUUGGCUAACAGGAUUCACAUAGAUCACUGCAUCGAGACGAUUCGGAAGACGCUCAUGUGCCAUGCAGAUGUGACGCCAAUCAUGAUUAUGAAGGAUAAAAAGGCGCCACUAAAGGAGCGUGCGGACUUCAGUGCGAGGCAUAGGUGUAGGAACUGGAACAAGAUAUCGGAGUGGAUGGAUGAGCAGUGGGCUGUAAGAUGACAGUGGUGAAAAUUUUAGAAUGAAACAAGAGAAAACUGUGAGCUAAGAGAGCAAUUUUCUUUUUCAAUUUUAGAUUCCUUCUACUGCCGUAGUGUGUGGUGCAGAUUGGCGUGAGAAGUCGCCGCAUGAUUACAGCAACGUCCACUGUUACUCGUCGAUGGAGGUAGUGUCUCAAGAACGUCCGCGCAUCACCGUACUGUAUCAUCAAGUUCUGCAGCUCCUCGCUGACGUUGCCUACACCACUCGGAUUAGUUCCUUUCCUAAAGAUCGGUAU
This is a messenger RNA of Eremomyces bilateralis CBS 781.70, 1471 nucleotides long. RefSeq lists its product as uncharacterized. The coding region runs from base 256 to 1197 and encodes 313 amino acids. The record is from RefSeq and is a predicted model, not a curated record. The transcript has 3 exons. Lineage: Eukaryota; Fungi; Ascomycota; Dothideomycetes; Eremomycetales; Eremomycetaceae. Gene Ontology annotation, biological process: mycotoxin biosynthetic process.